Fibroporia radiculosa is the source of this 468-nucleotide messenger RNA. RefSeq lists its product as uncharacterized. The transcript is spliced from 3 exons. Gene Ontology annotation, cellular component: intracellular anatomical structure. The record is from RefSeq and is a predicted model, not a curated record. Gene Ontology annotation, molecular function: FMN binding; NADP binding; NADPH dehydrogenase activity. NCBI's taxonomy places the organism in Eukaryota, Fungi, Basidiomycota, Agaricomycetes, Polyporales, Fibroporiaceae. The coding region runs from base 1 to 468 and encodes 155 amino acids.
AUGCCGCUGUUCGUACGCGUGUCGGCGACGGACUGGCUGGAUGAGGCGUUCCCGAACGAUACGUGGACGGGAGAGGAUACCGUCAAGCUUGCGGGCAUCCUGGCGGAGCACGGUGUCGACCUAUUUGACGUGUCGAGCGGCGGCAUCCAUCCGCAGCAGAAGAUCAAGACCGCCCCACUCGCGAAUCAGAUUCCGUACUCGCAUGCGGUGCGGAAGGCCCACGGGAACAAGAUUCUUGUCGGGGCUGUAGGCAUGAUCAAGACGGGUAAGUUUGCACAGGAGAUUCUGGACGAGGGCUCCGCGGACGUCAUCUUCGUGGGACGCCAGUUCCAGAAAAACCCUGCAACCGUGUGGGCGUUUGCUGAGGAGCUGGGGGUGGCGAUUGCGGUGGCAAACCAGAUUGAGUGGCCGUUUGCUGGGAGAGGCAGGAGCGAUGGGAAAAGGACAGGCGUUGGGUCGCACUUGUAG